This is a messenger RNA of Candidozyma haemuli, 1569 nucleotides long. RefSeq lists its product as uncharacterized. The transcript has a single exon. The record is from RefSeq and is a predicted model, not a curated record. NCBI's taxonomy places the organism in Eukaryota, Fungi, Ascomycota, Pichiomycetes, Serinales, Metschnikowiaceae. The coding region runs from base 1 to 1569 and encodes 522 amino acids.
AUGGAUAUAGCUGCGUCGUUCUUUUCGUUUGAAAAGUUUAAGGUAGGCGCCAGGACGCCCGGAACCAUCUGGCUUCCAAAGCCAAUAAAAGACACUUAUGUGAGUCACACGAAUAGAGUAUAUGAGAAGGAUGGGUACAUGUAUUCAGGAAGCCGAGUUGUCGUCGAACUCGACAACCCCAAUAUAAGGUUGGAAAUCGAAGAAAAGGUUACAAAGAAGUUUGGGUGGGAGCCAGACCUUUCAAAGGAAAGCUGCUAUGCGGUUUAUGCUGUUAUCCACCCCAGCCAACUCUCUAUACAAGAGUUCAGAACAGACAAGCAAGAUAAGGCUUUUGGGAGGUGUGUGAUGGUAUCAGGACAAGAUGUGUUUGCCUUUCUGACACUUGCCACAGAGAUGCAAUUAUCGCUAUUCUUGGAUCAGGAGACCAAAAGUGAUGACGGUCUGUUGACGCUACGAAGUGCUACUUGUCGCCAGACCAGCUUUGCACAUGCUGAAUACGAACCGGUAGUGUUGCCAGGACAGCAGGUGGCAGACAGUUUGGAGCUUGCAUUGUACAUGGAAGAAGGAGAAAUGCCGGAGGUGACAAUGACUGGAGUAAAGAUAGCGUUCCAGGAGUUGAGCUCCACAACGCAAGCCACAAACAACCAAGUCAGCAUAAAAAGAUCAUACUGUGAGUCGCCUUGUUUAGACAAGACAAUGAAAGAAAAGCUAUGCUUUGAAAAACAGAAAAACGGGACGUGGAAGUGCUGCGUGCCCCGUUCCUUCUACCAGUGUGUGUUGCCCAAGCUUGGACCCACGUUUUUCACCAACACUCAGUCCAGAACGUACUCUAUUAAGGCAACCGUGCUGGUGGAAUGUUCAGGAGUCUUCCAGGACCUAACAGUAUAUGAAGAAAUCACUGUUGCCAGCACCAUGUUCAGCAAGAAGCGAGAAAGCUGUCCAGGCCCUCCUCAAAGACAACGAGGCAUCGUCCAUAUUGAAGAGGUACGUAUGGGCCGUGUAUUUGAGCUCGAAGAAAGUGCAAAACAUGUUGAAAAGCUUAGGCAAAUCGGGUAUCAGUAUAUUUGCCAACGUACGGAAGCUAUUAGUUAUGAUGAUAAAGUGCGUGCCGUGAGUGUCAUUACGGUGCUUCCCACAAUGCUUGUCCAGUACAACCAGGAAAAGAUUCCAAACAAGUUGCUUCGCUCCUGGGGGCUUGACAAGUUUGGGUCUCGUUCUUUAACAAAAAGAUCAAAGGCGAUGGUUUGUGAAUAUGCACCUGCGGAUCCACCUUAUGCGAAAUACAUGCUAUACUCUGGUGAAUAUCUUGCGAUUCCUGAGUUUAGCGCGUUUACGACCCACGGCUACUGCUAUGGCUGUACCACGUACUCGAGGCCGUUUUUCUUCAAUAAGAAAAACAAGCUUGUGGUGACGUUUGUCGGGGAGAAUUUGAGCCGAGAGGAACCAGGCCAUGCGGUGUUGCCCAAUGCGAGACUUACGGAUUUUCUCAGGAUUGAGUUGUUUGAUACUAAAGAACAGCCGUCUCGUCUUCAUAUUGACCUUCAUGAGUAUAUCCAGGGGAUGGCUUGA